Halichondria panicea is the source of this 5312-nucleotide messenger RNA. RefSeq names its product cilia- and flagella-associated protein 43-like. The transcript is spliced from 28 exons. NCBI's taxonomy places the organism in Eukaryota, Metazoa, Porifera, Demospongiae, Suberitida, Halichondriidae. The record is from RefSeq and is a predicted model, not a curated record. The coding region runs from base 111 to 5156 and encodes 1681 amino acids. Gene Ontology annotation, biological process: cilium assembly. Gene Ontology annotation, molecular function: protein binding. Gene Ontology annotation, cellular component: axoneme.
AGAAUAAUUAUUUCCAUGGGCUCGAGGCUAGAUUCAUGGUUGCCUAGAUACCAGCAAACUUUCUUUCGUGUGCGUUAUUUGAGAUAAUUGUUGUUGAGAUCAAAGGGAAAAUGAAUUUGUAUGGAAACCUGGACAUAAAGUGGUCCGCUGGGUAUGGAGGCAGUCCUAUACACCAUAUUGACAAUGACACCCUUGUUUAUGGUUCGGGUAACCUGGUGACUUUCAUGAAAUCCAACGGAAAAGUGAUUCGGAGCAUACAGAGUGAAGGCAGUGGAGUUGGACCUGUAGCCGUUUGUCCGAAGGCAAAUUUGUUUGCCUACGCUGAAUGCACAAUUCAGCCGAGGAUAUUUAUCCUGAGUUACCCCACAUGCAAGGUGGAGGCUGUCCUCGAAGGUGGAGCGCAGCUAGAGUACUCCCACCUUGUCUUUUCAAGUGAUGGCAAAAAAGUAGCCAGUGUUUCCUCUGUCCCUGAUUUUACCUUAUCUCUCUGGAAUUGUGAGGAGUGUACAGUAAUUUGUGAUACCAAAGUGGGUACCAGUGUGUCCCAGAUUUCAGUCAAUCCUCUCAACUGGAAGCAGCUAUGUGUGGUGAGCUCUGCCAACGUCACUCUGUGGAACUUGGAGCAAUGCGAUGAUGUUAACUUACUCUCACCAGUGAAAGCAGUCUUACCAGAUAUUGAGGCAGCAGUGGGUUACCAGUCGCACCCAAUCCUCCCCUGCUCAUCAAACGAUGCAAAGCUGGAGCAUGCAAGUCAGAGGUUGGAGCGAAGGGAUACCAAACUAGAUGGAGGCCUGACUCUGUUCACGCCCACUGAUAUUUCCAAAGUGCUGUAUUCUGAGAGCUAUAACACAUUUAUGCAGAAGAGGGUUCUCGUAGAGCCCAAGUGUCACUGUUGGACCCCUGAGCAGAGUGUGUAUGUGGGGUGCUCUGGAGGACAAUUACUUAUGAUGGAGUCAGACAGCGGAGUUACCAAACUAGUAGCAAACCCACAACUCACUGCUUAUUGCCCAUCUCCUGUGCCGGAUGAAAUCCACAAUACCAACAUACUGUCAAAGAGAGAGAGAAAAGUCAGUAUCACUGAGUCUGAGGUUGCCUUAAAGACUGGUCAUGCUCUGUUGAGGGAGGGCUCUGUGGAUUGCAUUGCACUUAGCAGGAAAGGCUUAUUCACUGCUGGCAAGAAUGGUCAGAUCAACUGUUUUGAAUCUAGCAGCAGUUUAAAGCUCCUUGGUACCUGUUCUGUUAAUCAGCCCGUGGUGUCACUCUCCUGGUCCUUCAACUACAGCCAAUUGGUCCUGGGCACAGCGGAAGGCUCUGUCUUCUGUGUAGACCCAAACAAACUGGAGAGUGGAGCGACUACCAUCUCAAGCACUGGGAGGUCUCGACUGAUAGGGGUGGAUGUCAUCACACCCGGUACUACACAUUGUAUUAGCUGUAGAAGAGAUGGUACUCUUCAUGUGUGGAGUAUUGAAAAUGGCCAACUCGUCUCUACCCUCGAAUUGAAUACUGAGUGCACCAGUAUAGUGUGUCUUGCUAGCAGCCACACUGCAAUGGUUGGUACCUCCUCUGGACAACUGCUCCUGAUUGCACUCAAUGAACUAUCAGAACCUCGACUGGUCUGGAAAAAAUUCAUGCAUAAUGGGCCAGUGAAAGCUAUAAGGUGUGACGAUGCUGGUAAAUUUAUGGCAACUAUGUCUGACAAGGGAGAAGUUUUCUUCUAUGAUGCUCGAGCUUCAACUGGCUUUCAAGUUAUUGGGUAUACAGGUGUGCGUGGAGACUUGGUAGAUAUCUCUUGUUGUGGAGAGCUUGAUGAGAGACACGUACAGUUUGGGGUGCUCUCCACCACUGACGGAAGAAGUCUGAUCACAACACUGAAGCUCCCUAUACAUGUUCUGAAUGAAAGUCCACCAGAGCUGUAUAGUGAUGCUACCAAGCAGUUUUCUAGCAAAUUUGUCCAGGUUGUGGAAGCAUUUGUCUCUGAGAGAAUAUCUUCCCUCACACUAGCCCCUGGUGACGCAGCAUUCUCUUUUCUGGACUCAAAUUUCCACCUAUCCAAGUUCAAGCUGUCAUCUGAGCAGGGUGCAGUUCUAUCAUUACAAUCAUCUUUUGAAGGCCAUGAAUUGAAAUGUGGGAAGCCUAUCUUGUCGUUCCAUCAAGAAUGGAUGUUGUCUGCAGGCUGUGAUGGAAAGCUCUUGCUAAGACUUGUUGAAAAGCCUGAACCUGCAGUUGUCUGCACACCACACCACUAUCGCUCUGGAGGUUGUAUUGACGCUGUGUUCACUAGAGAUGGUCAGUAUGUGCUCACGGCUGGUGACAAUACAAAUCUAACUUGCCUGAAGAUGGUAUUCAAAGAGCAAGGAAAAUUGAAAGGUGCUACUGCUAUAGAAUACCACCAGAGGUGUGUGCGAAAGCUGGGUGAGGUCUGCAGCAGAGAGAACCAAAUAGUAGCCGAGUUGCCUGUUUUCUCAGAGAGUGAACCUAAGGAUGAAAAGAGUUGGCUUGACAUGUCCAAAGAAGAGGCUCACAAAACUGAGGAUGAGAAGUAUGCAGAACUAAAGUCCCAAUUAAGAGAAGAGAUCAACAAAUUGAGAGAGAGGGUUCUCACAAUGAUAGCCUCCAAUGCCGAUCUACCAGAUAUCGAGAGGUUGGAGCGUCAAGAUUUUAUUCUUGACACCGAGGAGCAUCAGCAGAUUUUGGCCGAGGAAGAGAAAUUAAUUGAGGGAGUGAAGGGCGAGAUUGAGAUGGUGAACCUGGCCAACAUGUUCCUGAGGGAGCAGAUCAAGGGAGAGUGCUGGGACAGCAUGGCAGUGAAAGGGAAGACUCUCAAGGCAUUUCGAAACCAUAUCCAAGUGAACAACUACCCACUCAAAGGGCGCAGUGAAGCCACUAAGAAAGAGACAAGACGAGUUGAAACUUUAAGAAAAAUUGAGAUAGCAGAGAAAAAGAUUCGAGACGAAGUGGGAGCAUCACUCAAGCAAACACUUCAAUCUUUCAGAUCAGAUGAGGUGAUUGAAGAUGAUGAGCUAGUGGGUGAGGAAAAGAUAGAGGAAGAGAUGGGUGACCCAAACAGUAUGUUGGGUAGCCAUGGAGCCCAGCUAGGGGGGGAGUCAAAACUCUUGUGCGACCAGUUUCAUCUCCACUCUCCAGUUAUGAAGAAGCACCAAAUUGUCCUCUUGGAGGACUGUAUCUUUAGAAUGAAAGAAACCUUCAACAAGGAAUUUUCAGAUGCCUUCCGUGCCAAAGAGAACGAGAUAGCCCGCAUUCGAGAAAAAAACAUUCGCAUCAGUAAAAUCAUUAGCCAGCUCAAACUGAACGACUCGCUGAUAGAACCCAGCCUAGAUAUAGAAGAACAACCAGACCGCCUGCUCUCAGUUGAUGACAGCGAGGUCACAGUGGAGAAGUACAUUUCUCCGGAGGAACUGAAAAGAAUUGAAGAGGCGGAAAAAUCUGAGGAAGCACGGAUAUUGGCUGAGAUGGGGGACAACCCACGAGAUAGGGCUCUCAAUAUGAUGAUGGGGGGACGCCUUGAGGCCAAUGUGGAAGAGGAUCUGUUUAAGGACAUGGCUAAACCAGAGCUUAUGUCCAAGGACCCCACUGAGUUGACAGAGGAGGAAAUCAUUAUUGUGAGGGAAUUUCAAAAGAAGGAAGAAGCCUUCUUGGAGGAGAGGGAACGACUUAAGAAAUCUCUAGAGGCUGAGUUAAACAAACUCCAAACUAGUAUUGUUCAGGGCAUGGAACAGUUUGAUGAGAGAGUGCUCAAGCUAUUUCAGCUCAAAAUCCGCACGGAAAUGGCUAUACAUCAAGAAGAGUUGAAAGUGUUGCGGCUGUCCAGGGCUCUGCUGGUCGAGUUUGAAAUCACAAAAAGAGGAAGGCAGCUGAAUCAAAUCCUGGAAGAUAAAAAAGUGGCAAAGAUUCAACUUAGCAGUCUUAUCUCAAAUGCCAAGAAGAAGGUGGAAGAUUAUCGAGACGAAUAUGAGCAACACCAGACAGAGGAUAGGGAGAUGGACAAAGCCUUCAAGAAAGACUUUGCCGACUGUGAGCCCUAUGUCGACCAGCUUUACAAGUUGUUUCGAAAAAGGCCGAGGGGACAGAAAUUGAAGCAGGUACCCAGUGAGACUGGUCUUGUGGCUGAUCCCACCUCGGAUAAUCCGUUUGCCCUCCGACCUUCAUCUGCCGCUAAGGGGGGUGGGCGUAGUGGUGGAUGGGAGGAGCAGAUGAGCAAGCUGGAUGAAGUCAGUCAUAUGCCAGAGAAUUUGGAGCUCUCCAGCUGGGAUAGAUUUGUCAUCUAUAGACACAAAAAGAUUGAGAGUGAGCUGAAGGUGAAGGGUGUAGCGCUGAAGCUGGCAGAAAUAAACGAUUUCCUACAGAAGAGACAGGCAGAGGAUGAAAGUAUUCAACAGGACAUUCAGCAGGCUUUCAAAGAACUCAACAAGCUUCAAGAGGAUAAGAUGAUUUUUGAUAUGAAUCUUGAGAUUCAGUUCCUACUCAAGCAGGGUCAAGUGGAGGUGGAUAUGGACGGUUUUGUGCCAGAUUUCACAGACAGUGUAUUGGUCCAUCGCAGUCGUAUUGAGGAACUCAACAGUCAGAUUAGGACUCUUGGCGAGUCCAAGUUGAGUAGCAUGACUGAGUGUAAGGACUUCAAACGUGGUAUCAACACGCUGGAAUGGGAACACAAGAAGAUGCGUAUGGAAGCUGAAGACUUAAUCGAGAAGGCAAAGGACAUUCAGCUGCUCCGGGUAACCAAGGAUCUGCAACAGAGACUAAUGGAAGAAAAUGUAGCAGCAAAGGAUCAGAACGAAAUCGAAACUCUUGAGAAUACCAUUGAACUUACUCAAAAGAUGAAUCGCAAGUCGAUCCGUGGUUGUCAAAAGACUCUGCACAAGCUUCAACGGAAGGUUGAUGAGCUCCACUCAACUAACACUGGACUGGACAGACAACUGCUGGAGAUGGAGGUCUCAGUGGCAGAGAGACAACAGAUCGAGAGAUUGGCAGGUAUUGCUCCCUCGGAGGCCAACAGAGAGCAGCGUAUGCAGGACAUAGUGACUAGACGGCGAUUAGUGGAAGCGGCUAAAGGCCAUGACCAAGAGAUAUCAGUCCUCAGGACUGAGCUGGAGAGACAGAGGAUGCGAACAUUCCCUGCCCUUGUGCAAGUAGACUGAAUGAACUAUUGAACAUAAUUAUCUAGAUUUAGCUCUUCUGACUUAUAUAAUUACAGUCUCAUAGAGCAUUUUCUUUAUGUAUACUGUUAUAGUUAUAUUAUACAUACACGUACAUGCACUUGCUGUCUGUUGUUAUAAUUAUUUGAAAUAAAGAAA